Molecule: messenger RNA, 1671 nt
Organism: Caenorhabditis bovis
Lineage: Eukaryota; Metazoa; Nematoda; Chromadorea; Rhabditida; Rhabditidae
Source: the annotation of a GenBank genome assembly
AUGUCAGAAGAUCCGCACAUUGACGACCAGGAGCCGGUGUAUAUUGCAGUUUGUGAAGCGGAUCUUGCAAAAUCGCCCCGAGAGCUUUAUAAAAGUAUUAAGGAGGUUUCAAAGUUUGUUAACUCACCAGAAGGCAAAAGUUAUGGGGCGAGAUUCAAGAAAUUUGGAACACCAAGGGAGGCUCUCAAUUUUCUUGAUUCCGGACUCUCACUGACACCAAAACGAUCAGAAAAUGCACCGGCGACGCCGAUCAAUGAGCCAACGAGCCCGUUUUCGAGUGUGACGCGAUAUCAAUUGACCGAAUUCAAGAAAUACGUCGAUAAAGGCGAUAUGGAUGGGUUUUUGAGGCUUGUGGAGUCGAAUCCAAGAUAUUUGGUGAACACUGGAGGGGACGUCGCAUCGAUUUUAAUGGAAGGAUUCCGCUACAACGCUCUUCACAUCGCCGCAAAAUCGGGUCAGGCGAAAAUCGUGCGAAAAUUGCUCGAUCUGAUUCAUGACACAGAAUUCCUGACAAGAUUGUAUGGCACAGGCGUCGAAGAUGUCCUUCUACGGCAGACCAAUCUGCUCUACUCUUAUUUAAAUACUCCCGAUAAGGGAAAAGGAGAUACCCCCCUGCAUUUUGCGGCGAAUUUUGGCAAAGUUGAAGUGGUCCGAGAGCUGGUCAAAGAGGCGGCACUGAAUCGAGAUUUGAGGAAUAAUGAUGGCAAAACUGCUCUGGACUUAAAAUGUUUGAGAUACAAUGAGCCGGAUAUUAAAGAUGUUCAGAAGGAAAUUGAGCUCGCGAUCACGGGAUUUUAUGUUAUUUUGAGCCGAAACUCGGAUGAUAGUGCAAUUAUCGUCGUCACUAGAAAUGUUUCAACAAAUUUGCGGGUUUGUGCGGUUGCCGGACCGUUUUCAUCAGAGAAGGAGGCUGAGGAAUUCCGGACGAAGUGGAUGGUGGUUGGAAAGGAGCUGAAACGGUCCGAUUUUGAAAAGGGGUAUGAGCGAGUUGGACGAAUUCUCAGCGAGGAGUCAAAAGUCGGCUGGCGGGAAUCUUGGCGAUUCCUCGAUGAUCCGAAUUUGAUUGAUUUGACGAAUGAGGGAGAUCUAAUGAAAAUUGACGAAUUUCUGGCAAAACGACGUCGGCAGGAUGUGGCGGAUUCGACGAUAAAUAAUGCAACUGAGCGUCAUCAUAUUGGAGAUUUUCGGCGAAAUCAGGCACCGAUUGCAAGGAUUCUCAAUUUCGAUGAGCUUGAUGGCAAAGGCGAUGAAGAUGCUCCAGAAUCUGGUACGGCAUAUUCAGAAGGCGAUGACGACAUUUUCUAUGAUACUUUGACAUUUCCUGAAGGCGAAGAUGCGGAUGAUUCUUUGUUAGGACUUGCUGAAAAGUUUGCCGGAUUGUCGGUGAUGUCGCCGCCUCGUCGGCAAAAUGAAGUUGAGGAGGAGGAGGAGGAAGAUUCGUUUGAAACCCCUCCGUCCACCCCGCCACCCGUUUUUGUAAUGGAUGAGGAGCCUUGUAAGAUUGACAAUGACUUGUAUGAGGUUCUCUCGAAAAUUCCCGUCGAAACCCUUUCGAAAUUCCCGAUGAUUGCUCAAUACGUGAAAAAAGUCGGAAAAUUGGACGAUUCGGUUCGAUGUAAAUGGCCUGGAAUCGAUUCGCCAUAUCGGUCCAAAUUUCGCAAACGAUUAUGA